AUAAUUUAAUUACAAAAAAAUUUAAUUAAAAUACCAAUAAUAUUUGAAAACAUGGUUAAAACACAAAACAGAAAGACUUCUAUCUAAUUUCCUAUUUCCAGAUCUGAGUCUUCAAGUGAUAAAAACACAUCUUUUGCGCUGAAUUUUAAGUUUUCUUUAAAGUGUAAAUCAGAAAAUGAUAUAAUAACCAAAAAUCAACUCAUAUCUUAGAAAAAUUCAGAUAUAAUUUUCUUCUCAAAUCAAGAAAUUUUUAUAAAGCAAAAGAUCGGUUCGACAAGUAAUUUAGAAUUUAAUAGUAACUAGCUCAUUAAAUCAUAACUUUGUAUCAAUUUUAACGAUGAUUUAAAAUUCAAAGAUGGCAAUGAAGAAAAAUUUUUUACUUUUUAGAAGUAAGAUUAGUUGCAUUCUAAGAUCUAGGGAUUUUUUUAAAAUACUGACGUGAACUUUUAGAUAGGAGAAACAUAUCUUUCUGAUUCGUAUGACACUCUUGAGGCUGUAUCUUAAUAUUUGAAUUAUGAUUACUGCCAAGAGACAUCAAUUUUGUAAGACACACAUACCAACAAAAGAUUAGAAUGCAACCAAUAGAGAUGCAGCAUAUCCUUAAACACGGAUUCAUUAGAAGAAAGUAAAGAAAAUCUUCAUUCAUCUGCCAACAAAAUUUAAGAUGCUUAAAACGAUUAACUCUUAGAUUAUUAAGCUUAAGAUGAAGAUGAUACAAGUUCUAAUAAAUCUUAUUUUUCUUUUCAUCCUAAGAUAACAAAAUGGAAAGUAGAAAACUGGUCUCUAGAUCCUAAGUUUGAAAAAUCUAAUUCAAAACAACUAGAAAAUGUUAAUAAUGAACAAAAGAAAUAACUUGAAAGUUCUAAAACUAUUUUAUCAAAAGUAUUCAAAUUUUUUACUUUUAACAAUAAACCAAAAUCUGAAUAGUAAAUUAAUGUAAAUGUUGGCUCAGAUGACUCCUUCUAUUCUUUCUCAUAAAAAAAGUAAAACCAAAAAGAAGGUAAUAUAAUUUAAGAUGAAGACCAAUCAUAACAAUUUAGUGAAGAUCUAGAGUGGUUAGACUACUAAUUAGGAUUAAUGAGAGACCCAAAUAAACAAAAUAAAAGCUAAGUAUUUGAGUUACAGUAAGUGCUUGAAUCUAAUUAAAAGAUUACCAAUGAAAAUUCGAGUGAAUAAUUAAAUAUAAGAUCAAAAAAUUAAUAGGAAAAUUCUUUUAGUUAAAUUAAUAUUAAAACAGAAAAAAUCCAUUCCGACGGUCAAAAUUUAUUAGUCUAGGCUCCAUCAUAUAAUCCAAUUGAAAAUUUAUUUAUAAAAUCUUAACACAGUUAAGAUUACAUAAGUGCGCAAUCUCAUUUGUCUGAAGAAGAGUAAUUAGUAUAAUAAAAAAUAUUUAUCUGUAACUAAAAUACUAUUAAAGAAGAAACUUUAACAGCAUUUUAAUCUCGGAUUUUUAAUCAACUCUAAUCAGUAUCAAAAAAUGUAAACAUAGACUUAGUUGAAUUAAUUAAAAAUUGGAAAAGUUAAAACUAUGAAGAAACAUACUUAUAGUCAUUUGCAUAACAUGGAAGUAAAUCAAAUUUGAAAAGUAAACUAGAUUAAUUAAUGUAGACAAUCAAAUUUGGUAAGAACUGGCUUCAGAAAAAAAGCUAUUGCUAAAUUUGUACUAAUCCUUAUACAAUUUCGUAAUUAUAGGACUCUCAUUAUUAAAUGAAAUGUAAGCAUUAAUUUUGCAAAAAUUGCUAUACAUCUUAUAUGCUAAAUUGCCUAUAAACAGGUAAGAAAUUUCUUGAGUUUAAAUGUCCUCAAGAAGGUUGCCAAAUUACUGCUGAGUAUUAGGAUUUAACAUUUUUCUUUAGUUUAAAAUAAGUUAAAACAUUAAUAAAUUAAGCUAUUUCAGAUAUUUUGAAUACACAUAAUUCCUACUCAAAAUGUCCUUCUCCUAAUUGUGAUAUGGUUCAAAGAAUUGCUGAUACAAAUUAAUUAGAAAAUGCUAAAUAAGUUAAUGAAAAAGUAUAAAAAAGUGUUUACUGUUCUUCUUGCUUUUAAAAUUAUUGCAAUAUUUGUAAAUAAUAAUCACAUCUUCCAUUAACAUGUGAAUAAUUUAAUUAACUUGAACAAUCUCUUUAAUUAGAUAAUACUUGGAUUAUUAAAAACACUAAAAAUUGUCCAUAAUGUUUUUCAAAUAUAGAAAAAAAUUAAGGAUGCUCUCACAUGAAAUGCCUUUGCUGCUAAUAUGAAUUUUGCUGGGAAUGCCUGAGUAAAUAUAGCUUCUCACAUGAAUGCAACAUAAAGGAUCAAGUAGAUAAUUUCAAAUUAAUUUCCUUAUAAAGACAAACUUACUUUUAAAAUUAUGUAAAGUCCAGUGAAUUUACUUUUAAUUUAAAGUCUUUAAUUUCUAGAUGCUUAUAUUUCUAACAUUAGCUAUCAUUUGACAAUGAAUUUGAAAACACAUUUGAAAGUGUUGUCGAAAUAAUAAAGGCUUACAAAAAAUUAUAAACUUGGUCUUAAAUAUACUCUAAUUAAAAUCUAUUAUUGUUCAUAUCAAAUAAGAAUGAAGAAAAAAUCACCGAUUUAAUGGAUUAGCAGGAUAAUAUUUUUAAGGAUAUUUAAUAGAUUUUAAAAUCUUUAAAUCUAAACUUCGAUAGACUCUCAAGCAAUAAAUUUAAUAACGUAGAUCUUAAAAUACUAAUAUUUUAGCUAAAUUAAAUGGAGACUUAGUUAUUAGAUACUAUUAAAAAAGCUUGUUUACUAAAUUCAUAGAAUAUAUAAUCUCCUUAGCUAUAUUGCUUGCCAUGA
Molecule: messenger RNA, 2796 nt
Organism: Tetrahymena thermophila SB210
Lineage: Eukaryota; Ciliophora; Oligohymenophorea; Hymenostomatida; Tetrahymenidae
Product: Ibr domain protein
Exons: 1
Biological process (GO): positive regulation of proteasomal ubiquitin-dependent protein catabolic process; ubiquitin-dependent protein catabolic process; protein polyubiquitination
Cellular component (GO): cytoplasm; ubiquitin ligase complex
Molecular function (GO): ubiquitin protein ligase activity; ubiquitin conjugating enzyme binding; zinc ion binding
Source: RefSeq, a predicted model, not a curated record